This is a messenger RNA of Schistocerca nitens (vagrant locust), 435 nucleotides long. RefSeq lists its product as uncharacterized. The transcript has 2 exons. Lineage: Eukaryota; Metazoa; Arthropoda; Insecta; Orthoptera; Acrididae. The coding region runs from base 1 to 435 and encodes 144 amino acids. The record is from RefSeq and is a predicted model, not a curated record.
AUGAAGGACCCAGAAACUGGAGCAGAGAUAAAAGGACGGGAUAGGGAACCAAGAAGGGUGGUGGAAGAGGAUUUGGAAGAGGAGGAGGUGGCUGCAUUUAGACCAAGGCGGCAGACACAAGAUCACAUCUACACUAGAAGAACAAUAACUGAGAAGAACAAAACGGACCUUUAUCUCACGUUUCUCGAUAUUAAAACUGCUUUUGACACCGUGGCAAAGCAGUACGUCUGGAAAGCACUGGAAGCAAAGAGGGUGCUGAUGAAACUGAUUGAUUCCGUGAAAAGUGUGUAUGAACAACCAGUGGGAGUGGCUUGUAUUGAUGGUGAAGUAUCAGGAGGAUUUUCACUGGGGAAAGGGAUCAAGGAACGUCUUAGUCUCAGUCCCCUACUCAUUGAAAUCUUUCUCGAUGAAGUAACGAAAACAUGCAAGAGGUGA